ACGGGGGGCAUAAGAACAUCCGUUUUGGGAUUAGACUCACGUCACGAUACGAAUAAGGAAAUAUGUUAUCAGAGGUGUUCGAUGGACAAUGCGUGUGUUUCUCCAGCAGGCAGCAGUCACCCACACUCCCGCUGGCCGCUAAUAAUGCGCUGAAGACGCGAGGAACCGUUUUUGCGGCAGCUGCCCCGCAGACCUGUCGCCGAAAAAUCGAAGCAGCGGGUCGCGGGCUCGCACCACGAUGGAGAUGAAGAUGAUGAUGAUGAUGACGGUGCGGGGAUGAGCGAUAUUAAUAGGAAGGCUUGAGUGUCUCAGCCUUUCAGUGUGGAGGGCAGGCGGGCUCGGGUCUUCCGAUCCAGAACGAGAGCGAGCAAAUAACAACAAGGCGGCCCACAUGGAUGUGCUGGCUGCCCUCAAUUUGGGAGAUUUUGCUCAAGCUUUCUCCAAAAUGGGAAUGUUUCCGGUCUUUGAUUUGGCUUAUUACAUCGUGUCCAUCCUCUACCUCAAGUAUGAGCCAGGCUCAGUGGAGGUUUCCCGCAGGAGUCCCGUGGCCUCGUGGCUCUGUGCCAUGCUCUACUGCUUCGGGAGCUACAUUCUGGCCGACAUCAUGCUGGGAAGUAGCCCCGUUGACUAUUUCCAACACAACAGCCACAUCCUGCUGGCCUCUGGUGUCUGGUACCUGAUCUUCUACUGCCCGCUGAACCUCUUCUACAAAUGCGUGGCCUUCCUGCCGGUCAAGUUAGUGUUGGUGGCUCUGAAAGAAGUCGUGCGCACUCGCAAGAUUGCUGCCGGCGUCCACCACGCCCACCACGCCUACCACCAUGGCUUCUUCAUCAUGGUCAUCGUCGGUUACGUCAAAGGCUCUGGAGUGGCUCUCAUUUCCAACUUUGAGCAGCUGUUGCGCGGCGUGUGGAGGCCUGAGACCAACGAGAUCCUCAAUAUGUCAUUCCCUACCAAAGCCAGCCUGUACGGGGCCAUCCUCUUCACCAUGCAGGAGACUCACUGGCUGCCGGUGUCCAAGAGCGUGCUCAUCAUCGGCUUCACCCUCUUCAUGGCCACGAGCAAGGUGUGGAUGACCGCCCGCCACUCUCACGGCUCCCCCUUCGCCCUCAUCGAGUCUUGGAUUUGCCACCUCCUCUUCCGCUCCCCCCUGGGUGGCUCCGAGGAAGACCACCACCACCACCCUCCGGCCGCCGCCGCUGCCCCUUCGUCGCUCAAAAGCAAAGAGGAACUGAGCGAAGGCGCUCGAAAGAGGAAAGCCAAAAAGGCCGAAUAGACUGUGAAAGUGCGUCUAACUUGCCAACAAACCCAUCCUCGUCGCUCUCGGUGCUUUCAGGAUUUAGACACUUUCUGUUUGAGCCAAAUUGUGCUCACAGUUUUGCAUUUUCAUUUACAUCGGACAAGGACUGUACAUACGAUCAUCCACUUCUCAACCUUCCCUGGCUAUUUUGAAACUAUUUAUAACGUUUCCAUCCGUGCCCGCCUGUGCUCAUUGUUGAAGUGUCAGCAAUUCAGUUUUGGUCGAUUUUACUCGUUUCAGAACAGAAAGUCAAUUUCUAUCGGAAAAAUGUGAAGAAAGCGAAAUGUGAAAAGAAAGAAGUUUUUACCUUGAGGCUUAAGACUUAUUGAAGAAUCUGAAUAAAAUUGGGAAAAUGUGGGUCUUGGUUUUCUUUUACUGAUUUUUUUAUUCAUGCACUGUAAUGACAUUGAGAGGUUUCUAAGUGAUGUAAAAGAUUGAGUUUGCUAUUUACUGUCCAGUAUUUGGCCAAUGUCAGAAACGAUGAUUUGCCAGGUCA
Messenger RNA from Syngnathoides biaculeatus (alligator pipefish), 1793 nucleotides. It is a transcript of the gene tmem38a, whose product is annotated as transmembrane protein 38A. Gene Ontology annotation, cellular component: membrane. Gene Ontology annotation, molecular function: identical protein binding; potassium channel activity. Bases 392 to 1273 code for a protein of 293 amino acids. Lineage: Eukaryota; Metazoa; Chordata; Actinopteri; Syngnathiformes; Syngnathidae. The transcript is spliced from 6 exons. The record is from RefSeq and is a predicted model, not a curated record. Gene Ontology annotation, biological process: potassium ion transmembrane transport.